AUGGGCCCCCCGCGUGUCUGCGGUGCGGGCCCAACACCUUCGGCGCCUGCCCUUUUUGGGCGCGCCCCUAUCACCAGGGCCGCCCCGCACCGAUUGCGGGGCCUGCCCAUUGUGCAUGUGCACCCUCGUGCCGCCCGGAGGCUUACUAACUAGUAGGGCGGCGCCCUCGUUCACACGCGCCUGCGAAUGCGAUGCGCACUUCCUGUGAAUAAUUACAACACAAGCCAGGCUCAAGGGGCGGGCCUGAUUUAGAUUUUAUUUCUGGCCCGUUGCACCUGCCUGUUGUGCGGGCCCGAUGUUACUAGUCUGGGCCCGCUCAUUGUCUCUCUUUGGCGCGGGCCCGAAGUUCAUCUGGGCUUGUUGCCAGUAACCCGCUUACCCCCGUGUGUCUGCACGCCGGCUUUGCCGCUAUUCAUUCGCGGCUGGCCGGGUGCUGAUAAUUCGUUAUCCUUGCCCGGGGGCGAGCUCUCCUCUGACCAUGCGGUCCGUGGCCU
Amoebophrya sp. A120 is the source of this 494-nucleotide messenger RNA. The record is from the annotation of a GenBank genome assembly. NCBI's taxonomy places the organism in Eukaryota, Dinophyceae, Syndiniales, Amoebophryaceae.